This is a messenger RNA of Schizophyllum commune H4-8, 1701 nucleotides long. RefSeq lists its product as uncharacterized. The record is from RefSeq and is a predicted model, not a curated record. Lineage: Eukaryota; Fungi; Basidiomycota; Agaricomycetes; Agaricales; Schizophyllaceae. The coding region runs from base 1 to 1701 and encodes 566 amino acids. The transcript has 5 exons.
AUGGCACCCCUCCGCUCCAAGCGCCCUGUCCACCCAAAUGCGGACGCCAUGGACGUCGACAACGACAGCUCAUCCGACGAAGGCGCUUGGCGACCUAUACUGGCUACCGACUUCGUGAAGGCGGCCAAGAAGAACCCGAAGCCUGAGCUCGCCUCUGAGGUGGAGGAAAUCAGCGACGACAGUGACGAGCCUUACGUAGCGCCUCGAAGCCCGGAUAUCAUAGCCAUAUCCUCCGACUCUGAGGAUGAUGUGACUAUCAUCGAGAACGAGGAAGAGGAAGAUGAACUUGAUCUCGACCGAGCGCCAUCUGAGAAGCUCCUCGAAGCUCUGCGACGUUUGUCUCUAACAGUUCAACGCCAGGGACCGUCGAAGUUGCCCUUUCUACGACGUUGUGUACGUCGCGGAUUCUUGCUGACAUGCAAGAAACGAGGAGUGGCCCUCUCGGACGGUCAACGUACAGACACAGAUUCUGAGACCGUGUACGAAUAUGUUAUCCAAAACGGCGUCGAAUACCAAGCACGACGCUUAGUACGGGGUUACGAGUGCCCGCUAUGCGACCUGCACGGUAACUUCCCAUCGAAAGCUGUCUACGAGAAGCACCUCCAAUGGGACCACGCUGGCGUCAAAGUCGAGACAACAGAGACAGGCGGCAAACGCAAGGUGGUCAUCGACGUUCCGGUACCUGCUAGAGCCACUGCACGGACACUUGCAACCGUAUAUGCACGACCGAUCAAGAAGGAAGAAAACAUCGAGGAGGCUAGUGUUCCUCCGGCUGAACAUGAAGAGAACGCUGCGAUGUCACCCACGCCUUCGACUCCAACACCACCUCUUCGAUCGCCUGUGCGUAGGGUCUCUCCACCUCGACCACUUUACGAGAAGGAGGAAGAAGAGGAGACGGAGGAGGAGCCAGUGCUCGCCACAGCGGAUUCGGCGGCUAUCUCCGUCUUGCCUACCCCUCAUCUACCCGUUCCAACUCCAUCGAUCACUGUACGGGUCCCAGAACCUGUUCGUGCGCGAUCACCGACUGCCCUCCCUUCCCUGCCGAGCUCUCCCUCUCCGCCGCUCGACAUCCCUCGGCGCAGAACUCGGCGGCAGCAAGUUAUCUCUUCACCCACCGCAUCUCCGAGUCCUCCCCCUCUCGCUCGACACAUCCACUCGCCUUCUCCUGCUCCACCCUCGCCUACCGCCUCCUUGCAAGACCGCCCACCACUCACUCCCCCUCCUCCUCACCGCCGUCUCGGACCCUCGCUCUCGCCCGAAGAUCCGGAUUUCUUCCCAGCGUAUUCGGACUAUCCUGACGGGCAGACGAUAUAUUACUCGACGCGUCCCGAAGGGCCAAGGCUGUACGACCUCCUCGGUACGCUCCCUCUGGCGCCAUACGGAGCACUUGCGUGGGCGGUGCUCGACCAGGAGGAAGAAAUAUUGGAAGUACCCGACAUACCGGACGAACAGAAGGUGAUGCAGGCGUUGUGGGCGAGGUGGAUUUUCUUGCAUCGCCUCGAUUUCGUGAAGAAAUACGAGGACGGCGCACGUAUGUUCAUAGACGAGCACUGGCGCAUGAUUCACAAGGCCGCGGGAUGGGCCGCACUGCGGAACCUGCUCUUGGUCCUCUAUAUGAACCGCUUCCUCAAGAUGAACGAGGUCGCGAUCCUCUUGCGACACUACGAGGAGCUUGUGAGGUGGGACCUGUGGUACUCGUAG